GAAAUUCGUUUCGCGCAAAGCCACCUUCUCCUUCCGACCCUUCCUUCCUUCCUUCCUUCUUUCUCUCUUCCACUGCCAUCUCCACUUGCAGCGAUCGUCUGACGCGAUUCUCCGGAGCUUGACCUCGCAAAUCUUCCCAAGUUCCAAGCUUUUCUCCGCUUCGGAUCGUCGCCAUCGGCUUCGGAGCAAUUCGUCGCCGGAGCUGAAUCCCAUGAAUUUCCUCCGCCGCAACCUCGUUUCCGAUUCGAACGAUCGCCUCGGCAUCGUCCGCAAGCCUUCGAGGCGUUGAUCUUUUUUGCCUGCGGUCAUGCCGUUGUUCGACGAUAUGGAGCUGGGUUUGGUGGAGCCGGCUAUGUCGGACGAGGAGAUUCUCGAAGCUGACCACAUUGCUGACGCUGCUAAUUUUGGGGGCGAGAGAUGUGGGCUAUGCAUGGAUCUUAUCAUCGACAGAGGGGUCUUAGACUGCUGCCAGCACUGGUUCUGCUUUACAUGCAUUGACAAUUGGGCCACCAUCACCAACCUGUGUCCGCUUUGCCAAAGUGAAUUUUUGUUGAUCACUUGUGUUCCUGUAUAUGAUACUAUUGGAAGCAGCAAGUUUGAAGAGGAGCCAGUCUCAAGGGAAGAUGAUUGGUGCGUUGAAGGGAAGAAUAAUACUCUGUCUUUUCCAUCAUACUACAUCGAUGAAAAUGCAGUUGUCUGCUUGGAUGGAGAUGGCUGCAAAGUUCGCAGUGGAUCAGCAAGUGCUGAGUGUGAUUCUCAUCUCGAUACGUCGAUUGCUUGCGAUAUAUGUGACACAUGGUAUCAUGCUUCCUGUGUAGGAUUUGAUCCCGAGGGCACAUCAGAGAAUACAUGGUUAUGCCCCAGAUGUGUGGCUCAUCAAAUGCAGAAUGCUCCAAGUUUAGCUUCAUUACAAGAGUCUGGCAACCUGUGGUGCCCUGGAAAUGUCAGUUGUGAUUAUAUGGUUGAGGACGCCUUGUGUGGGAAGGUGUCUGUAGCUGUUGCUGAUGCUGGAGAGACAGCUAUAGUUGUUUCCAUGGUUCCGAGAGAUCUGCAGAUUGAAAUGCCAAGUGAGAGUCCAUUGAAUAUUGAAGUUGAUGAGGCCAUAAAAACGGAAAGCAUGGUAUUAGUUUCUGAUGCCAAUAUCAGAAAGUUGGAAACUGAAACAGUGGAAAAUAGAGCUACUGAUCCAGAAUCAGCUACACAAAAUGUGGCCCUGUCCUUAUCACAGGAUACCUUCUCAGUUAUGCCCCCCACUUCCUUUAGUUUCAGUGAAUUGAAGCCUAACAAUGAUGAGAAUGCAGCUAAUGAACCGAGUACUGGUGGCCCUCAAGAUGUUAUUGGGAAGUUGUUUAGCGAAUCCCACCUUGGAAUGAAAACAUCUGAAUGGCAAGACACUGAUGAGACAAAGAUUGAAACGGAGGGUGCAACUAAUAAUCAAACUAGUCAAGAUGUUUCCCAGACAACUCUUAUGGAAGAUUCUGCCUUAGAUGCAUAUAAUACUGCACCUGUUGCUGAAAGAGUUCCUGCAAUACAGACUGGUGCAAAGAGAAAGCAUACAAAUUCCUGUGAUACUGCGGCACCUAAAGCUGAGAUAAAGACUGAAGUUGUCCCAAAGAAAAGGAGGGUGGAAGAGAAGGUUGAAGUUGGUUGCUUCAAGGACCAGACUGACACAUUAGUUUCUGAUGAUACUAAAGAGUGCGCCAUCCUGGCUGAUGUAGCAGAUGAGUUGAGUAAUAAUCGAGAAACACCUCCAGAUAUAAUGAAUAUAGUUAAGGGAACAGGACAAAAGUCCUCUACCACAGAUAAACCUUCAUCAAGAGGAGAAAAUGCAGGUGGUUUGAGGAUUAAGAAGAUCAUGAGGACAGCUGGUAAGGACGAGGAAUCAUCAAUCUUGGUCCAGAAUCUAAGAAAAGAAAUAAGAGAAGCUGUUCGAAAUAAAUCCUCCAAAGCUCUUGAGGAAAAUCUUUUUGAUACUAAACUUCUAGCUGCCUUUAGAUCUGUGAUUGCCGGACCUAGAGUUGAACCUGUUAAAAAGUUAUCACCUUUGUCUGUCAAGGCGAAGAAGUCACUGUUGCAGAAGGGGAAAGUACGCGAAAGUUUGACAAAGAAAAUAUAUGGAACAUCUAAUGGAAGAAGAAAACGUGCAUGGGACCGUGAUUGUGAGGUCGAAUUUUGGAAGUAUCGUUGCAUGAGAGCAGCAAAGCCUGAAAAGAUUGAGACCUUGAAGUCAGUCCUUGAUCUCCUUAAAGGGAAUUCAACAAAUUUGGAGAUUAUGCAGGAACCUGAUCAGCCCUCUACAGAUUCUAUCCUUUCUAGGUUGUAUUUAGCAGAUACUUCUGUGUUACCUCGAAAGGAUGACAUAAAGCCUCUAUCUUAUCUUGAAGUCGAUUCUGAGCAGAAAAAGGAGCAAAUUAUCCCUGGGGGGAAGACUGUGGAUCAUGCUCUGAAAUCGGCAGAACCUAAUAAGGAUACAUAUAAUUCAGGUUCUUCUGCUAAACAUGGUAUGAAAGUGCCAAGCUCAAAACACAAUGCUUCAAAUUGUGGUAGAGGGAAUGACAUGGUUAGUAAAUCGGAUGAUUUGAAGAGGGAUAAAAGAAAGUGGGCCCUGGAGAUUCUUGCUAGGAAAACUGCUUCUGCAGGUAAAGGUGCUACUUCUGAUGAACAUGAAGACAAUGCCAUACUUAAAGGAAAUUUCCCACUGUUGGCUCAACUACCAAAAGACAUGAGACCAGUCUUGGCUUCUACUCACCAUAACAAAGUUCCUAAAUCAGUAAGACAGAAACAGUUGUAUCGUUUGACCGAGCACUUCUUGAGAUAUGCAAAUUUGCAAACAAUAUGUAGAACUGCAGAGACGGAGUUGGCUGUUGCAGAUGCCAUCAAUAUUGAAAGGGAAGUCGCAAAUCGGUCAAACAGUAAACUUGUCUAUUUAAAUCUCUGUUCUCAAGAGAUAAUGCACUGUACAGAAAAUAGCAAGUCCUCUGGAACAAUUGAACCCACUCCCCUGUCUCCAUUAGCUGUGCCUACUGAAAAACCAGAGCAAGGCAUGGAAGAACGCUCCGACCCAGAGGUUGAAGUAGCAUUAAGAGCUGCUGGUCUUCUGUCAGAUUCUCCUCCAAAUACUCCAAGUCUUACUCUUGGGGUCCCGGGUGAGGAAAAGGAUCCCUCUGCAGAAGCUGGAGAAGAAGUGUGUGAUAAUGUUACCCAAGCGGGUCGUGAAUCUGGAAUAGAUAUUUAUGGUGAGUUUGAGCAUAACCUGGGGGAUAAAGAUUAUGUUGGCAAUGGUUCGAUGAAAGUCUCUGAGCAACCAGAAGAAGAAGAAGGUUUAUCUAAAAUGAAAGGGGUUUUUCCGUCUUCAAGUUCUGAAAAUUUGGAUCAUGCUCUUGAUUCCAAACCUGCUGAGGUUCCCUCGUCCAAGUGUUGUGAAUGGGCGAGCAUCAGAACAUCUCCUGUGGAGGAUGUGGGCAAUGAACCUAGUGAUUCUCAUAAAUUGUCAUGUGAUCGUGUCGGGGAUCAGCCUUCAGUACGAGAAUGUGAAGAAUUAUAUGGUCCAGAUAGAGAACCCUUUAUGAACAAACUUUCUGCCGGAAUAGGAGGGACGGAGUGUGAUCUGACUGAUACAGAAUCUCAAAAUGGAAUAGGAGUUCCUGGAGAUGUUAAGACUUGCGAGCCAAGCCAGGAGGGAGAACAACCAGCUGGAGUCACCACGCAUCACAAGGCUUCUGGUGAAAAAAAAUCUAGUAGUGUUUCUCAAGACAGUAAAUUGGAGCAAGAAGACAGGGAGAAACAUGACAAAGAGCGGUCUGAUCACGCCGAAUCCAUAAAGAGAAAGGUGGAAGCAUACAUCAAGGAACACAUAAGGCCACUAUGCAAGAGCGGUGUAAUCUCAAUUGAACAGUAUCGUUGGGCCGUUGCAAAAUCUGUAGAGAAGGUUAUGAAAUACCAUUGCAAAGCUAAAAAUGCCAACUUCCUCAUUAAAGAAGGUGAGAAGGUGAAGAGACUUGCGGAGCAAUACGUCGAGGCAUCUCAACAGCGGGGAAAAACUGAUCCGUUGUAGUAACUGUGUUCGUCUUCCUUAUUCUUUCACAAUUUCAAUAUCACUCCCUGCCCAACUUGGAAGUUCUUUCCCAACUAUUCUCUAUUUUAGCAUGUUUCUUUGUCCAGGAUUGUACAUAUAGACAGCUGGAUGAUGAUGUAUCAGGAGAGUCAAAUCCUUAUCAGUCAAGGCAGCUCUUCCAUUGUUGGAGGUAGGGCUGAAAAUGACGGUGACCCAAUUUUACGCCUAAGAAACCGAGUUUUUAUCAUGUGCUGCAACCAAUGAAUAUCGAUGUUCGAUAUAUGAAAUUGAGCUACCUAAGUUGUUACAA
Syzygium oleosum is the source of this 4364-nucleotide messenger RNA. RefSeq lists its product as uncharacterized. Lineage: Eukaryota; Viridiplantae; Streptophyta; Magnoliopsida; Myrtales; Myrtaceae. Gene Ontology annotation, biological process: protein ubiquitination. Bases 308 to 4054 code for a protein of 1248 amino acids. The transcript has 14 exons. The record is from RefSeq and is a predicted model, not a curated record. Gene Ontology annotation, molecular function: metal ion binding; ubiquitin protein ligase activity.